Messenger RNA from Amphimedon queenslandica, 3712 nucleotides. RefSeq lists its product as uncharacterized. The coding region runs from base 74 to 3580 and encodes 1168 amino acids. NCBI's taxonomy places the organism in Eukaryota, Metazoa, Porifera, Demospongiae, Haplosclerida, Niphatidae. The record is from RefSeq and is a predicted model, not a curated record. The transcript is spliced from 8 exons.
UCAAAAUUUCGAUGGUUUUAGGUCUAAUCUUUAAAUUUUUGAACAGUUAUUGGUUAAAAUUAGAAACUUGAUAAUGGCCUCCAAGAGUACGCCUCUUAGAACACCCAGACCACUCCGUUCUUCAUCUUCUUCUUCUCGCUUCCGUCAUAAAACCUGUCCUAUUUGUCUCACUAAACUCAGUAGGUGUGAGCUGGGGAAGCUCGGCAGCUGUGAUCAUUUCUUCUGCCUCCCUUGUAUUCAAGCAUGGGCCCAGAAUGUUAAUACUUGUCCUAUUGAUAGAAAACCUUUUAAUGAUAUCGAAGUUUAUAGCCACGCAAGGGACAUUGUUCUAAGAAAGAUUCAUGUGCCCACGCGUCGUUUUGAGGAUGUCUUGGUUGAUCCUAAUGAUGUGACUUACUGUGAAAUUUGUCAUCGAAGUAAUAAUGAGAACGUCCUAUUGCUAUGUGACGGAUGUGAUAAGGGGUAUCACAUGUAUUGUCUUACUCCGCCUCUUUCAAGCGUCCCUGAAGGAACCUGGUAUUGUCAGGACUGUCUGUGCCUCGUUGCUACCAUGAACAUGAAAAUGGCUCAGGAAGAAUCCUCAGACUCUGAACUUAGCUGUGACAUGACAUCUGAGAGUGAUAAAGAGGAGGAGGAGGUGGUGGAGGAGGAGGAGGAGGAGGUAGUGAUUGUGGAAGUGAGGGAGGAGGAGGAGGAGGGAGAGAAGGAGGAAGAGCUAGAGGAGGAGGAGGAGGAGGAGAAAGUACAGAUUAAAGAACAAGAAAGAGUAAUAGAGACAAUAAUAAUAGAUGAUGAUAAUGAUGAUGAUGAUGAUGAUGAAGAAGUGAAGGAUUACUUAAAACAGAAAGAUGACUUUGAGCAAAGGAAGAUGAAGGAAGUAAAGUACACCAGUCCAUUCAGGGGAAGGAAGAGACCAAAGAGGAUUAUUGUGUCUGAAGAUGAAGAAGACGACGAUGAUUUUGACACUUCGAAGUACCUUCCUCGAAACCUUGGUUUUAGUUCAUCCAGUUUUGCUAAAGAAACGACUUUAAAACCCUCAGCAAAACAAGUACAUGUACAUGUACAAGAAAACAAAGAGGGAACCAAGAAACGAAAAACUGUACGAAAUGAAGCUAAUAGCGUUCAAGUAGAUGGACACUUGACUCUAAAUCAAGAGAAAAGUGAACCAUCCAUUGAUCCACUGCCUUCCCAUAAUACUAAACAAGACAUACCCCAUUAUGGCUAUACUCACCCACGCUUUAUCAGAAAACACGAAAGGCAAAUGAACUUUGACAGUGGGUCUUUUGAAAGCGUUACAGUGACAGAGAGUGAUUUGAGGACUGAAAUUAUUAAGAUAUACUCACGAACCCCUACCCCCGACAGAGAGAGUGAAAAGGAAGAGAAGAUAAGAGAGAGUGGAGUAGUAAUGGGGAGAGAGGAGAUAGAAGAGGCCAAGGAGAUAAAGGAGCUGAGCGAGAGACAGAAAGUGAAAGAGAGGGUAGACAUUAAGAGGAGAGAAGAGAUGAAGCAGAAAGAGGACAUGAAGCUGAGAGAGGAGAUCAAAAGAAGGGAAGAAGUCAAUGAGAAAGAGAUGCAGGUGAUUAGUAGUCAGAAAAAGAACCCACCUCCUUGGUUGUCUGCGCAGGGUUGCAUACAACUCAACAGUGGGUUUCUCAUUAGUAGAAACCCCAGACCUCAUGUAUCAAACUAUCCCGGACCACAGAAAAGACCUAGAUCUAUCGGAUCCUCCUGUCCUUCUCUCCGUCAUUCCUCUACCUCUCAUGAUCCCAGCUCUCAAAGCUCAAAUAUCGACGAAGGAAAGAGAACAAAGAGGAGAAAGUCUCACCCAGAUACCAGGUCAUUAAACCCAGAGUCUUCACCAAGAGCCCGUACAGCUGCUAAAGUUAAUACUAUACGCCAAGCUUUCAGAGGUGCUGUGAUUGCUUCGCACAAACACGAUGAAAGUGCUGUCGGUUUUCAAGCAGCUCAGGACUGGCUGGCUAAAAGUGUCGGAAGUGGUGGGCGGGGUCUCUCUGCAUCUCCCUUCUCGGGACUCAAGCAUAAUGUGGCUCUCCCAUCUCAGAAUACUCUUAAGGUGACAAAUAAAGUUAAACGAAAUCUCACUUUGUUGAUGAAUAAGCAGCAGGCCUGUCUUUACCCUCCAGUGAAGAAGAGAUGUCAAAUUAUCCCACAAAUACCGAGCUGCAGUAUGAAGACUGAUUAUGUUGGACCUAUAGAAGACUCUUUGGAUAUGCUGGAGUCAAAUGAAGUUAUAUUUAGAAGAGACGGUUCGAUACAGCCUGCAUCUGAUCCUAAUUCUGCAAACAAUUCCCCCAAAAAGGACAAACGAAAAUCUAACAAUGAAAUUCACAAUACUGAAGCACCCUUGAAGGAUUCAGAAGAUCUGCCUGUGCCAAUAACCAUUGCUGUCAUUCCUCUACCUGUUGAUCAUCCAACUUCAUUCCCUCACAAUCCAAAAUCAGCAUCAAGUCCUCUUCCUCUGACUGACAGCCCUCAUAAAUUGAAAGGCAAAAGUGCGUCUACUGAGAAGAAAAAGAAAAGUUCAGAAAGUGGAAAAGGUAGUUCAGGAACCGAGACAGAAAAGCUAGAGUCUGUACAAGUCAAAGUCAAAGCUAUCACUAGUAUUGGAAAAAAGGAGAGCAGGAUAUCUCCUGUUGCCCUCUCUCCUCAAAUCACUAAUCUCACUGAAAAGGACAAAGGCAGUAGUACUGCUAGUAAGAAGACCUUGAGUGUUAAACAAACCAAAUUUGUAGCAGACAGCAGCAGUGGUGCUAACAGAAAGAAGCUAACCUCUUCUUCUCCAGUGGAGACUAGGAGUGCUUAUAGAAAGAAGGUGGCCAGUCCUGCAGUGAGUAGCAGUACUGCAUGUGGUGGUGGGAAGAAGCUUGCCACAGGCAGGAAGAAACAAGCUUCUGCAACUGAGCCCAAAAAGAAGCUCCUAGACAUUAGCAAAAGGAAACCUCCAACAAGCACUGAGAAGAAGCAAACUCUUGCCACUGCUGCUGCUGCUACAGACAGAAGCCUUGGUAGUGCAACUGCUAAUAGUCUAAUGCGCAUUAAAAGAAGAAGCAGAAGAUUUAUAAAUAGCAUUGAUGCUACAAGAGAGCAUUGCACUUCCGAGACGAUCAUUGGCAUGGUCUUUUGUAGCAAUGCACUUGCUUCUUGUACGACACAACAGGACCACCAAUCAAAUAACAACAACAACAACAAUAAUAAUAGUAUUGUUGGCAUCAUCACAAAGAAAGAAGAGAAUGACGCCAAAAAUAAAAUCAAAUUGGCCAGCACAGAAUCUGAUAGUCAUGAGCUCUCUAGCACCAAAACUGUUAGUACCAGGAGUAGCAGUGGUCACCAUGGACCGUACAGCAUGCACCUUAAUGCAGAUGAAGCUAUCAAGACUAUAAUAAAACUGCUGCAGGAGAACUACAUCACAGGUGAUAUCAAUGUUGCUCAGAUGGAGGCCAUCAAAGAUAAAGCCAUCAAUAAAGUUAAGAUGUCAGGAGAUUCAACAGUUCCAUGCUGGAAGGUAUACAGACUAGUGAGCUAUUAUGUGAAUAAAAGUGCUGAUGAAAAGAAAUCAUAAAGAUCUACACUGCUGGACAAUGACAUUAUAUUUUGCUUAGUACCAUACCUCUGCUUUAAUUAUUUUUUGAUUCCGAUAUUGGCAAAUGCAGAUUGUAUUCUGUGCAGUCUUUAUGAUUCAUAUUUAGUUAAA